This is a messenger RNA of Sinocyclocheilus rhinocerous, 3995 nucleotides long. Its product is annotated as transmembrane protein 145-like. The record is from RefSeq and is a predicted model, not a curated record. Gene Ontology annotation, biological process: response to pheromone; G protein-coupled receptor signaling pathway. NCBI's taxonomy places the organism in Eukaryota, Metazoa, Chordata, Actinopteri, Cypriniformes, Cyprinidae. The transcript has 15 exons. The annotation marks the transcript as partial.
ACACACACAGCAUCGGGAGGAGAGCGCAGAAACGGUGGACAGGUGAAGAUGGAGAAAGUAUUAGGACUCGCCGUGGUGUCCAGUAUUUUAUGUGUCGGCUCGGUUUUGGGGAAAUACGUCAGAGGUAUCGUCAACACAAAAGAGGACUGGCUUUUCCUCACAAGAUUUUGCUUCCUGACUGAUUUUGGCCGACUGAACUUCAAGUUCCGAUACCCCAAGUCCCGAUGCUGUCAGAACAUCUUGCUCUACUUUGAUGAAAGCUCUCAGUGGCCAGCUGUGUACAAGAGGCCGGACAAGGACUGCUACCAGAAAGAGUCAGUAUUGAGGCCUGAAAAUAACCAGGUCAUCAACCUGACCACCCGCUACACCUGGUCUGGCUGUAUGGUGGAAGGCGAAGGUAAUGAAGAGAUGCUGAGUUGUGUAGGAGGUCGAAGUUUUCGUUCUGUCAGAGAGAGAUGGUGGUACAUUGCGCUCAGCAAGUGUGGGGGAGAUGGGCUGCAGCUGGAAUAUGAAAUGACAUUAACCAAUGGACAGUCCUUUUGGACCCAGCAUUUCUCUGCAGAUGAAUUUGGCAUCCUGGAGACAGACAUCACGUUCUUGGUUAUAUUCGCCACUGUGUUUACACUGUCUUGUUAUUUUGCUUAUAAUUUAAAGGGAAGACAGCUGCUCCAUACGACCUAUAAGAUGUUUAUGACUGCGGCUGGAGUGGAGGUCUUAAGCCUGCUUUUCUUUUGCAUUUACUGGGGCCUUUAUGCCCGAGAUGGUUUUGGGAAUGGCAGCCUCAAGAUAUUAGGGAAAUUACUCUUUUCUGUGAGCUUCCUGAUUUUCUUGCUCAUGCUGAUUCUCCUGGGCAAGGGAUUCACAGUCACCAGGGCAAGAAUAAGUCACAGUGGCUCUGUGAAACUAUCCAUUUAUAUGACAGUAUACACCAUCACGUACAUCAUCCUCUUCAUAUAUGAAGCAGAGUUCUUUGAUCCAGGCGAGGUGCUGUAUGCUUAUGACAGCCCUGCAGGGUACGGUCUAAUGGGUCUGCAGCUGCUUGCCUACGUAUGGUUCUGCUACGCUGUGCUGGUGUCCCUCAAACACUACCCUGAAAAACAACCUUUCUACAUCCCCUUCUUCACUGCGUACACUCUGUGGUUUUUUGCUGUGCCAGUCAUGGCUCUGAUUGCCAACUUUGGCAUCUCUCGCUGGGCCAGGGAAAAGAUUGUGAACGGCAUCCAACUCGGCAUCCAUCUCUAUGCCCAUGUCGUCUUCCUGGCAAUCACACGUCCGUCAGCAGCCAAUAAGAACUUUCCCUACCACGUGCGCACGUCACAGAUAGGAAUCCUUCUCUCCAGUCCUAAAGGCAUGGGGGCGGAAAGUUUCCCUCAUCAUGCCUAUGGGAAUAGCUCCUUCCUGGGAGACUCUCAGCCAAACUUCACAGAGCUCUUCUCCAUCCACUCAGACCCUGUGAAGACGAUAGAUGAGACAGUGGCUCGGAAGGGACAGGAAGUGCCAAGGAACAGUGAGCACAAGAUCAUCACCACAACAGCGGACCUGUCGUCUACAUUCUCCCCUCUUCCUCCUCCCAUACCACCACGCAGCUCCGCACACUCUCCCCCUCCUCCUAGAUUAACGUCCCAUUUCACCGAGUAUUUUAGUAUGCAAGGGGCCGCGGGGAUGGGCUCCAAUGCCUAGAGCGGGCCAGAAGAGGAACAGUCCAUGCGGAAACUACUUUCAAACAUCUAUGAGGUGGAAAAGAGUUCAAUAUUUCAAUAGAUUAGGUUAAGGCAAGCGUGAAAAAGCAAAGCCACUUUCAAAAAAGUUACCAAACAUCCAUAUCUUUGAAUUUGUAAAGAGAAAUGCAAGCUGUAGAGCGUCAAGAGAGAGUGGGGCAUAACCUGCUCACACAGCCCCUAAAAAAUAAGCAAUAAAUAUUUCAGUGAGAUGACAGAGAGUCACUGGAGAGAGAUAAUAUACAGGCAGUGCAAUAGUGACAGGAGACAAUGGUCAAUCUAGAGUAUAGAUAUUUCAGGCUUAAUGUGACCGUAGGAUAGCAGUGUGUACAGUAACAGUACAGUGAGCUCUUGACAGUUUUUAUGCUUCAUUCAUUUCAAGUGGUGCCGCUAAUAUUUGUAUUUCCAUGCCAUUUUAAUGCAACAGAACCAAGUAUUCGUUUCCCUCGCUACAUUUUUUAAUGUUUUGAGAAUUUAUGUACACAUUUUGUCUGUAAAGUUGAGAUAAUUUAGGGUUUAUAUAUUUUUAUUCACAUUGAAUAAAAGCGAAUACAGCUAGAGACUUUGCAAACUGAUAUUAAACUGCAAUGGCAAGUUAACUGUGGAACAACUAGGCAGUAUUUGUAAACCAUGCAUGUUUGUGCUUUGUCUACAUUCUGAUAUAUUCAAUGUAAUUUUGGGUGUGCCUAGUUUUCACAACUAGUGGUCUUAAUUUUGUAUGCAGUACACACUUGUUUAUAGUUACAGUAUGUAGAGAAUAUUUAUCGAAAGCGCAAGUCUUUCUGUAUUGUCAGUUCUGUGCAGGGAUGUGUAGAGUUCAAAAACGAUUUGAACAGUUUUGAGUUCAGAUUCAAUUUCUGCAAACUUCGUUACACAUUUGUACAUUUAAUAACCCUCACAGCGGUCUUCGGCGGAUAUGGAGAUCUUUUAUUCUAUCAGUGAGUAUAAAGUAAAUUCAUUCAGUCCGCUGGGGUUAUCUUAAGGUUUGUUUACUUGUGUCUGAUGAAAUAUAGCUCUACUCCUACAGAAACACUUUGUAUUGACAGCAUGGAGCACUUUACCGUUUUGAAACACUUAUUUCAUUACCAUCAGAGACCCGUGAAAAUGCAGCCAUAAUGCAAUACAGUGAAAGACAAAUGUAGAGGUAAAAUGUGAAGGUUUUACCUGUAAAAUGUCCUUUAUCACUGCUGUUUCUUUUUAUUUAUUUAACAAACAACCAGUUGUGGGUCGUAUUUAUGUUAUAUAUCAACAUAUCCUAUAUAAUCUCCAUCUGAAAUUGACCUGCUUUACAUAUAAUCCUAUUAGUUAUGUACAUAAUAAUUACAUAUUUAUAUUUAAUUUUUUUAAGAGAAGAACCAUACUUGAAGAAUCAUUAAAUCUAGGUUCCUGUGGUUUGAUUUUUUGUAUUAAUGGAUGUGCUUGGGCCUUAAGCCAUUUCUUUAAUAAACACUGAACUUGUUCUGUCUGAAAGCCAUCAGAAAAGGUGAUUUGAAAAGGCUUUGCCAUGAUUUUUCAGUGAGUGUGCACACCUAGCAGAGAGAGAGAGCACACUUUUUGAAUGUAUGAUAGAUAUAUUAGCACAUCACAUUGGGGAGCACAGAAAGAUUCAGUUAAGCACAUUUCUGUUGCACUGUUCAUACUGAAUGCAUUUUAAUAGUGUCAAAUGACUUGGCAGUGUAUACCCUUUUUGCCAAAUUAAAAUGGUGUUUUACAACAAUGGCUUGUUUGUGUGUUUCAUUUUGCAGUUUGAUAAGCAAUUAAGGGAGCUACAGUAAUUGUAAUCCUAGCACUCUGAAGUACAACCAACUGCUGAACAAAUCAUUGUCAUUUAAAAACGAUGUAGUUUUACAUUCUGUUCUAAUGUUCUGCUGUGUAACAUACUAUACACAAAUAUUUUAAAUCUUUUGUAAUGUGUCCAGAAUGACAUAUAACCACCUCAUUAUAUGUGAUAUGGAAUAUUGUAUUUUCAGAAAUUCACUGACCAUUCUUUAGGACCAUUUCAAAUGUAGUGAAGACAAAACAGUAAAUAAAAAUGGUUAAAAACAUAAUGUUUGUGACCAGUUACAGGACAUCUCAUUCAGUCAUACAAAUUUUGAAUAUAUUAAUUAAAAAGUCAUGGAUAUGUUAAGCAUCAACCAACCAUACACAACACUGAGAGCAAAUUUUAAUGAGAUGUUAAUGAAAUGUAUACUGGUUUAUUACAUGAAAUAUAAUGUAGAAAUACAGUGUUUAAAGAUCAUAAGUCCUUUUUCUCAGACACCAUUUGAGCUUUUUCUU